AAAUUAUGAUACAGUGAAAAGAAAAUUGAGAGAGAGAGAGAGAGAGAGAGAGAGGGUGGGGGGAAGUAAUUCUCAAACCAUUGAAUUCCAAUGAAGGAAGUCCAUUCUUCUCAAUUUCCCAUGAUUUUGUUCAUCAAACAGAGGGGGAAAAAAGAAGACAAAUUAUUAAUCUCUUUAUAUAUCUCCUCUCUAUUAUCUCUCUCUGAGAGUCUGUCCGUGUGUUAUAUGCCUCUCCUCUCCCCAAUCUCUCCUCUGACAAACUCAAACGCAGCCUUAUAUUCUGGGCAUUAAAGCCCCCAGAAAGAAGUUUAUUGAGCGGAAAAAGGCGGUGUCUUGGUGGUGGUGGGGGCGGUGGUGCUGAUUCUCAAGAGAUGAGAUGAAGUGAAAGUGUGACUGGGAGGGAACAUUCAGUCUGAGGUUGGCUUUUAGUGUGAACAUGGUGUUGCCCCAGUGGCUGGCAAAGUCUUCUUUGGAGCUUUAACAUUUAGCCACCUCUCUCCCUGGGAUCCAUAGAUCUCUCAAGGUUGCCGUCGUUUCGAGGCAUAGCUCCAACUGUGGAUUUGUGUUUCUGGGAUUUGGAUCUUGAAAUAUAUAUAGAGAUUGAGGAUUGGAGAUUCAUAAAGAAAUAAGGCGGUGGUGUCAGUGGUGAGCAAGUGGGGGUGUUUUCUCUGCCUUGAGAAUUUAUAUUAAGUGUCUGAUGAGUCGGGUGGCUAUGUGACUAUGUCUCCUGGCAAGGCCCCUUUUGGCCGUGGUUUCUGGGCUCUGUAACCAAGCAAGGAUGCAUCCUCUUUGCUUCUUUUAAUUUCUUCCCAUUCAAGAGAGUAGUUUCUUAUUCAACAAUCACUCAGCUCAAGUCUCUCUCUCUCUCUCUCUCUCUCUCUGCACCGGCCUUAGUUUGCGGGAAAGAUUCGGUCAUACUAAGGAGUUCAUCAGUUUCUUUUCCAUUAAUCCGUCCUUUUGCCCAAAAACCCAGAUCUUUGGUCACAUUGGAGCUCAGUUCUUACCUAUACGCUGGUGUUUGGUGGUGGAAGAUUGAGAUCUUGGAGGUGAGACAUAUCUGCGGUGUCCAAAAUGAAGUUCAUGAAACUUGGAUCAAAGCCUGAUUCAUUUCAGACCGACGGGGACAAUAUUAGGUAUGUUGCAACUGAGUUGGCAACUGACAUGAUUGUUAAUGUUGGAGAUGUGACAUUUUAUCUGCAUAAGUUCCCCCUAUUGUCCAAGAGUGCCCGCUUACAGAAGCUGGUUGCAGUUACAAAUGAAGAAAACAGUGAUGAAAUCUGCGUCCAUGAUAUUCCUGGAGGACCUGCUGCCUUUGAAAUAUGUGCAAAGUUCUGUUAUGGUAUGACAGUGACUCUUAAUGCAUACAAUGUGGUUGCUGCUCGUUGUGCAGCAGAAUAUCUUGAGAUGUAUGAAACAGUUGAGAAAGGAAACCUCAUUUACAAAAUUGAAGUUUUCCUUAAUUCCAGCAUCUUCCGGAGUUGGAAAGAUUCUAUCAUUGUUCUUCAAACUACAAAGUCCCUUCUUCCAUGGACGGAAGAACUGAAGGUCGUCAGCCACUGCCUGGACUCUAUAGCAUGCAAAGCUUCCAUUGACACUUCAAGAGUAGAAUGGUCGUACACCUAUAACCGUAAAAAACUUCCAACAGAGAAUGGGAAUGAUCAGAACUGGAAUGGAGUGAGAAAACAGCAGGUUGUUCCGAAGGACUGGUGGGUAGAGGACCUUUGUGAGCUCCAAGUUGAUCUGUAUAAACGAGUCAUAACGACAAUUAAAACAAAGGGCAGAACAUCGGGAGAAGUGAUUGGAGAAGCCUUGUUAGCAUAUGCCCUAAGAAGGUUGCCAGGUUUCAGCAAGGUUAUGGUACAAGGUGGUGAUGUCAUGAAGAAUCGAUCUGUGGUUGAAACUUUAGUUUUGUUGCUUCCCUCGGAGAAAAGCAGUGUGCCUUGUAGUUUCUUGCUCAGGUUGCUACAAGCUGCCACUGUGGUAGAGUGUGGAGAAGUGGUAAUAAAGGAACUGAUAACCAGAAUUGGCGAGCAACUGGAGGAAGCUUCCGUUGGUGACCUUCUGAUUCGAGCUCCUGCCGAAGAAAUAACAAUGUACAACAUUGAUAUAAUUCAUACCCUAGUAGAAGAGUUCAUAAAGCAGGAGAAGAGUGUUCUCACAGAUUUUGCUGAGGAAAAUGGAUUGCAGGAGAUUCGAAGCCCUGAUUUUGCUUUGGAUGCUUCCAAGGCGAAGGUGGCUAAGCUCAUUGAUGGCUACCUUGCUGAAAUUGGUAGGGAUCCCAGUGUACCUUUGUCAAAAUUCGUAGAUCUUGCAGAAAUGGUGUUGGACUUCCCUAGACCAUCCCAUGAUGGACUUUACCGUGCCAUUGACAUGUUUCUGAAGGAGCACCCGGGGAUCAGCAAGAGCGAGAGAAAAAGAAUUUGCAGGCUGAUGGACUGCAAGAAGCUGUCAGUGGAGGCAUGUGCACACGCGGUGCAAAAUGAGCGACUGCCCUUGAGAGUUAUCGUGCAGGUUCUCUUCUUUGAGCAGGUCAGGACUACAACAUCUGGUAGCAGCACACCUGACUUACCCGGGUCCAUCAAGGCCUUACUCCCAGGGGGUUCCCAUGGGAGCUCAAGAACCGCAACAACCAACACAGAAGGCGACUGGGAUGCUGUGCACACAGCUGAGGAGCUCAAGGCUUUGAAAGGGGAGCUUGCUACCCUAAGAUUAAGGGAUGGAGGAGGAGGUGGCGGUGGUGACAGUUACGGUAACGGUAACGAUGGCACUAAAACUAACGCUAAGGUUGCUGCCGGUAAAGCAAAAGGCUUGGUCAUGUCAAAGAAGAUCUUCUCGAAGCUAUGGUCGAGCAAAGAUAGAACUAGCGACAACAGCAGCUCAGAGACAUCGGAUAGCCCUGCUUCCACCAAUGCCGAAGAAAUAAAGUCCACUCCUUCCAGAAGUAAGAGGCAUUCUUUAUCCUAAGAACAAGACAAACUGAAAACUUGGAACUUUUGGGAUUCUAUAAGACUGUAAAUUGUAUCAUCAGUUGACAUUAGGAUAUUAGAACCUGCUGACAUCGUCGAUCUAACUUGGGUUGAAAAAGAAGAGAAUGAUCGUCCUCCAGUUUCUUGAGCAGUACAGGUUUUGUUGAGAUUUUGGUCUCUCAAGUUGGGAGAUUUCACUUUUAUAUAUAUAUAUAUAUAUAUUUUUCUAUUGUUCCUCAAGAGAAAUGGAGGUUUUGCUUCAUCCCCAUCAACCUACCCUCUGGUUUGGAGCUGCAUUCUGAUAGGGAAAAUAUAUUAAGUGGUUGGAGAUUGAAAGGCAGCUGUGCUUUAUCUUUCUUUCCUUCUGUUUGUCCAAGUGAAUUUUAUACAUUCACACACACACACACACAAUAUAUAUAUAUAGCUUUUUUGUGACAAGAAGCUUAGAGUCAUGGUUCGAGUUAUGAAAACAGUUAUUUCGAUAUACAAAUAAUGUUUUAUUUGUUGCCUAGUUGAAUGGAA
Molecule: messenger RNA, 3488 nt
Organism: Diospyros lotus (date-plum)
Lineage: Eukaryota; Viridiplantae; Streptophyta; Magnoliopsida; Ericales; Ebenaceae
Product: BTB/POZ domain-containing protein NPY3
Exons: 6
Coding region: 1072-2964 (630 amino acids)
Molecular function (GO): protein binding
Source: RefSeq, a predicted model, not a curated record